AUGUGGUGGUUUGGUCCAUGCGCUGGCUGUUCUCGGACGUGGCACCCGCAAGUAACUGGGUAGAUCUGCGUCUAUUAUCCUUUUCUCCUGCAUCUACUGUACCCGCUACUACGAUAGAACCUCGUUCGGGGCUUUAUACUGCUCGUCAUCGCGUGACGCAGGAACUCGUGGCUCUUAAAGUACUGGACCGCCGCCUGCUGCGCCAACGUUCUACGCGUCGUCGUCUGCGUCAAGAAGUGCGAGUGCUGCAACUGGCACGUGAUCACCCGAACUUAUUGCAGCUACAUGAGGUGACGUCGACGGGCGCGCGAGUGGAGUUUGCGUUCGAGUUGGCAAGGGGCGGUGAAGUGUUAGUCAGAUUGCAUUCCGAGCGGGAUGCCAGUCGAGUGAUACAGCAAGCUGGACUGGGGCUGCAGUUCCUCCAUGAGCGAGGUGUUGUACAUGGAGAAGUUCGGCCGGAGCACCUGCUUUUCAGCGACGAUGAACCAGACGCGCGUGUGCUUCUCGCGGCUUUUGGACGGGCAGCGCCUUGGCAAUCGCUGACGUUGCGCUGCCGACCCAGAACUAGAGGGUUCCUGUGGGACCAUGUGUAUCACAUCCGAUUCUUGCCGCCGUUUCUUCUUCGACGCAAGAACAGACUCAAGCAAGAAGAUGACCGAAGACGCCUCGUGACAAACUGGAGAGAGGCACAGCAGAUCGACGUCUGGGCACUCGGCAUCACGCUCUACGUGAUGCUGUGUGGCUGCUUCCCGUUUAGCAGUGGCAACGACCAGGAGAACAUCGUGGCAGACAUCGAACGCCGCGUGCUGCAGGACAAAUUGACAUUUCCGGGGAGUGGAGCGCUCCUGAGUCGUGCGGCGAGGGAUCUACUACGUCGACUUUUAGAGAAGAACCCUGAUGCAGCCAUGAGUAUUGAAGAGGUGACAGCGCAUCCGUGGCUUGAUGGAGAGGUUGCACCGGCUGUCGGCUGGAGUACCGAGAUGUUGGCGCAGCACGAUCUGUUCACUACGCAGUAUGCAGGAGAAGUGGCUGCUGUCGCGUACAGGUCGCCGCCACCUGUACUGACCCAUUCAGCUUUAAGUAGACUGGACAUCCAGAAUGACGUGGCAAAUGCACCUCCGAGUGGGGCUACCACUCUGGCAAGCGUUGAUGGGGCCCGUGGCAGUUUUGGUGGAGGUGGAGCUGUGUUGAAACGCGACACUCUCAAGGUGGAAGCGGAAGAAGAAGAAGCGCGUCCAUCCUUUAUGUCUACACAUGGCACUCCGCUUGUGCUAGAUGAGGAAGUGCAUCUGGAACGCCCCAGUGCUGAUUGCUUCAUGCGUCUUGCCAGUUUCGAGAUGAGGGGUAACAACAUGAAUACAAACAGCGAUGAUGAAGACGUCGUGGCCGACCCCGGGACGACUCGUUCCCGGGGCACCGUACCCGCGAACGGGUUCACUGCUGCGGGCAGGCACGUGACUCGCCAAAAGUCUCUAGACAAGAUGUGGCAGGUGUUGCUGCGCCAACGUCGCUUCUUCUCGUCCAAAUCACUGAGUAGCGGCUCAAGCAACGAAAAAUCGUGA
This is a messenger RNA of Phytophthora infestans T30-4, 1562 nucleotides long. Its product is annotated as protein kinase. Gene Ontology annotation, biological process: protein phosphorylation; regulation of cytokinesis; mitotic spindle organization. Gene Ontology annotation, molecular function: ATP binding; protein kinase activity. Lineage: Eukaryota; Oomycota; Peronosporomycetes; Peronosporales; Peronosporaceae. The coding region runs from base 18 to 1562 and encodes 514 amino acids. The transcript has a single exon. The record is from RefSeq and is a predicted model, not a curated record. Gene Ontology annotation, cellular component: spindle pole centrosome; chromosome passenger complex; spindle midzone.